This is a messenger RNA of Necator americanus (New World hookworm), 1116 nucleotides long. RefSeq lists its product as uncharacterized. Gene Ontology annotation, molecular function: GTPase activity; GTP binding. Gene Ontology annotation, biological process: intracellular protein transport; vesicle-mediated transport. The transcript is spliced from 11 exons. Bases 1 to 1116 code for a protein of 371 amino acids. The record is from RefSeq and is a predicted model, not a curated record. Gene Ontology annotation, cellular component: cytoplasm; plasma membrane. Lineage: Eukaryota; Metazoa; Nematoda; Chromadorea; Rhabditida; Ancylostomatidae.
AUGGAUGUUACAAUAUGUGUACCGGAUGACUACUCUUACGUGGAUGAUCGAUACUUUUUCGCAACUCUGAAUGUCCAAGUUGUUGCACUUUGCUCGGAAUUGGAUGAUCAACCGUUGGAAGUCCGUCGCAUCCUAAGCGAUGACACUUUGCCAAAUGUAUCCAUCACUCGCCCCGGUUCCCCUCUUCUCAGAUGUCAUGGUUUUGGGAUUAUUCGAGCUAUAGAUACGGAUAAGAAGGUAUUUUAUGUACUGUCUCCUGUACCUCUCGUGGAACUAGCCAAGGUCACGGUAUUAGCGAGAGGAACAGACGUGUUGGUGCCCCAACUUCUUUUAGAGUGUCAGCCGACUGCAAACGUUCCGUAUCUGUCUCGUCCUGCUCUUGCCACCGCAUCCGGGAUUAUCUCUGAUCUUUACGGUGGACUGAAAAAUAUCAGGCACGGGAGGCGAGAAUACUUCCCAACUGCCAGUCAAAACGUUAUCACAAUUUCAUUCACAACCUCAUUCAUUCUUCUCCCAUUCCCGAGUUGGUGCGCAAACGAACGUAGCAGGUAUAUCAAUUUCCCAUUUUCAAAAAUGGGUGGUGCAAUAACACGUCUGCGAAUGCUAUGGUUCGGUCGUAAGCCUUGCCGCAUUCUAAUGGUUGGCCUGGAUAACGCUGGAAAAACGACGGUAUUAUACAAGCUUAAACUUGGCGAAGUCAUAACAACGAUUCCAACAAUUGGUUUCAACUUGGAAACGGUAGAAUAUCGAAAUGUUUCAUUUACUGUAUGGGACGUUGGUGGACAACAACGAAUACGUGCCCUAUGGAAGUACUAUUUUCGCGACACUGAGGCCCUCAUCUUUGUUGUUGACAGCGCAGAUGUUGCGCGUAUGGAUGAGGCACGUCAAGAAAUCCAUUCUCUAGUUGAUGAUCCAGAAUUACAUGAUGCUGUAUUACUGGUAUUCGCAAAUAAACAGGACAUGCCAAAUGCUAUGAAUGCAGCAGAAAUCUCGAAAGUUCUCGAUUUGCAUGCAAUAAAGGAUAGGGAGUGGUAUGUGCAAUCAUCAAAUGCCAUUACUGGAGAAGGACUUGUGGAAGGCCUUGAAUGGCUUCAUUCUAUUGUUAUCAACAAGUAG